Plasmodium adleri (nom. inval.) is the source of this 522-nucleotide messenger RNA. RefSeq names its product conserved Plasmodium protein, unknown function. The record is from RefSeq and is a predicted model, not a curated record. The transcript has 2 exons. NCBI's taxonomy places the organism in Eukaryota, Apicomplexa, Aconoidasida, Haemosporida, Plasmodiidae. The coding region runs from base 1 to 522 and encodes 173 amino acids.
AUGAAUAAUAUUGAUUAUAUAGAUGAUGGUCCCGAUCUUGAUGAAUUGUUAAAAAAAAUUAGUGCUACUUAUAAGGAAUGUAAUAAGUAUGAUAAGUAUAUAGAAAAGGAUAAAGAAUUUAUAGAGGAUGAUGAUAUAGAUGAGGAACAAAUGAAUGAUAAAAAAAAAAAAAAAAACAAUAGUAAUAACUAUUACAAUAAGAAUGAAUAUAUACCUAAUAAUAAUAUGAAUAAUAUGAAUAAAUAUACUUAUGAUAAUAAUAAAAAUUUGAAUGUUACAAAUAAGAAAUCUGAGACAAUAAAUAAAUUUGAUGAUAUUAAGAAUAUUAUAAUGAACGAAAAAAAAAGAAAAAACAGUAGUAAACAUGGACACAUAAAAAAUAAAAAUGAUAACAUAUUAAGGCAUUUGAAUAUAAAAAGAAGAAUAAUAGUCCCAAGCAGCGACGAAUCAGAUGACAAUGAAAAAGGUACAUCCAAGAAGAGUAUUUUAUAUUAUUCAAAAAAGAAGAAAAGUAUAAAGUAG